Colossoma macropomum (tambaqui) is the source of this 772-nucleotide messenger RNA. RefSeq names its product DNA-binding protein inhibitor ID-1-like. Lineage: Eukaryota; Metazoa; Chordata; Actinopteri; Characiformes; Serrasalmidae. The coding region runs from base 78 to 452 and encodes 124 amino acids. The transcript is spliced from 2 exons. Gene Ontology annotation, biological process: negative regulation of transcription by RNA polymerase II; cell differentiation; circadian regulation of gene expression. The record is from RefSeq and is a predicted model, not a curated record. Gene Ontology annotation, molecular function: transcription regulator activity; protein dimerization activity. Gene Ontology annotation, cellular component: nucleus; cytoplasm.
CACGCAGUCCGCUACCGCUGGAAGAAUCGCUUUAGGAGCCGCUGCUGCGCGCUUAUCUUUCGUACUUCGAGGCAAAAAUGAAAGUGGUCGGAGCCACGUGCGCACUGAAGAGCAAGGUUGGUCUGUCCGAGCAGAGCCUGGCCAUUUCCAAGUGCAAGCUGCCUCUGCUGGACGAGCAGAUGAGCGCCUUUCUGCAGGACAUGAACAGCUGCUACAGCAAGCUGAAGGAGCUGGUGCCCACGCUGCCCGCCAACAAGAAGCACAGCAAGGUGGAGAUCCUGCAGCACGUUAUCGACUACAUCUGGGAUCUGCAGGUGGAGCUGGACGGCCCUGGUGGUCACCGGCAGCCGGGGACAGCAGGGACACGCACUCCCCUCACCACCCUGAACGCCGAGCUUAGCAGCAUCUCUGUGGAGAACGGUUGCUCGGACGACAGGAUUCUGUGCCGCUGAGGUUGAGAAGGUCGCCAGUAAAUUGACCUGAUUGACGUAUUCAGCCGGUGCUGUUCCAGCAGAGGAUGCAAAGAGAACCAGCCAGCGUCCGUGCAGCGCCGUCGCGCACUACGCACCAAAAAACAAAAAAACUGGGACUGCUUCUUUGCCUGAAGUGUCAGAGUCGGCGAGUAGAGCUCCACGGCGUGUGUGUAAUGUGUGGUUUAGUUCCACCAGUUUGCCCUGGAGUCCGUGACUGAGCUUCAUAAGUAAAUAUGUUGUCUGUAUUAGAUGUCAUUGAAAAAAAAAAAAAAGACCAUGCCUUAAAUCAGGGGAGACCA